GCCUACAUGGUGCUAUCGUUAGUGUUGCUGCACUUGCGAUUUCCCCUCCGACCGGUUCGUGUUCCGCGGGCCAAUGUGGCCAGGACAACGCCAGUCCGAGGCAGGGAGAAGACCAGCUACAUAUCUCGCACACGCGCCAAGGAAUUGGCUCACGAAACGGCUGAAGGCGCCAGCCAGCCCUAGACGACACUGCCGAGCCGUUGGCUCAUCAAGCAACAAAGGGCUGGGCGCCACUCGCAAGGGAGCCGUAAGGUACAAGCUCUUGCUUGCAUCAACCCCUCCAUCCUUUAUCAACACCAGCGCCGCCGCCGCCACCACCAUCCUUCUCCUCACAUCAGCUCCCGUCGGUCCGCAAAACGCGCGCUGCCACCCUCCUCCCAUCGCUGGACGCAUUCGUCAACGUGCCACUGCAUCCCGAGGUGCCAACCGCCGCUGGAGAACUGUGCAACCAUGAGCGCCGCGACGGCGACGAGUGUCGAGGCCUCGAACGGCACUACGGCCUCGCGACGUCACACCUCCAAGGCUGCCUCCAACAAGAACCUCACCGAGGUGGAACCGUCUAAUGGCACAACCGCCGACAAGAUCAAGGCUUCGCCGCAGCAAAAGUAUCGCCACGUCGCCGCCGUGCACUCGCAGACGCGGCCUUCGUGCCUCAGCCACGACUCGGAUGCUGCCCCCAGCUUUAUCGGUUUCAGGAACCUCAUGGUGAUUGUCUUGGUGGUGGGAAAUCUGAGACUCAUGAUUGAAAACAUGCAAAAGUAUGGCGUCUUGAUAUGUAUCAGGUGCCACGCCUACAGCAGACGGGACGUCGUCCUCGGCGGCCUCCUCUAUUUCCUAAUCCCGUGCCAUCUCCUCGCCGCCUACCUCAUAGAGCUCGCCGCCGCACGGCAAGCCCUCGGGUCGCGCAAGCGCAUCAAGGACGGCGCCACGGGCCCGUCUGCUGAGGAUCGCAAAAAGUUCCACACCACCUGGGUUCUCAUCGCCUGGGUUCACACCUUCAACAUCACCCUCGCCCUCGUCGCCACCACCUUUGUCGUCUAUAACUACAUCCACCAUCCGCUCAUAGGCACACUAACCGAAAUGCAUGCCAUCAUUGUGUGGCUCAAGACGGCCUCGUAUGCCUUUACCAACCGCGACCUCCGCCACGCCUACCUCCAUCCCGUCAAGGGCGAACUCGUACCCGAGCUUUACGCCAAAUGCCCCUAUCCGCAGAACAUUACCUUUAGCAACUUGAUUUACUUUUGGUGGGCCCCGACACUCGUCUAUCAGCCGGUGUAUCCACGCACCGACAAGAUCAGAUGGGUCUUUGUCGCCAAGCGCCUCGGAGAGGUCUUUUGCCUAAGCGCCUUCAUAUGGUUCGCGAGCUUCCAGUACGCGGCGCCCGUCCUGCGCAACUCGCUCGACAAGAUUGCGUCGUUGGAUUUUCCGUCCAUCCUGGAGCGGCUUCUGAAGCUGUCGACAAUUUCGCUCGUCAUCUGGCUUGCCGGCUUCUUCGCCCUCUUUCAGUCGUUCCUCAACGCCCUCGCCGAGGUGCUGCGCUUUGGUGACCGCGCCUUCUACGACGACUGGUGGAACAGCGAGAGCCUGGGCGCGUACUGGCGGACGUGGAACAAGCCGGUAUACACCUAUUUUAAGCGCCAUGUAUAUAUGCCAAUGAUUGGACGAGGUUGGAGUGCUUCGACGGCGAGCUUUGUCGUCUUUUUCGUCUCGGCUGUGCUUCACGAGAUUUUGGUCGGAGUCCCUACGCAUAACAUCAUUGGCGUUGCUUUCCUGGGCAUGUUCUUGCAGCUCCCCCUCAUCGCGCUCACUGCGCCACUUGAGAAGAUGAAACUCGGCAAGGGCGGCAAGCUCAUCGGCAACGUCAUAUUCUGGGUUUCCUUUACCAUCUUUGGACAGCCAUUUGCCGCGCUCAUGUAUUUUUAUGCGUGGCAGGCCAAGUAUGGGAGUGUGAGCCGACAAAUGCCACAAAUGGUGGGCAAGUAGCAAUCUUGACCAUGACGGCCUCUCAAUCUUUUGGACAAUGGAAAAGCUUUGGUGGUAUAAUUGAUGAGGAAGGGCAUGGUUGGCCUCACUUCCAAAGAACUCUCCCCGUGACGAAAUCAGGUACAAUGCUCUCCUCAUCCCCUCGCCAAUACUGUGUCUCCCGUGGCCGUAAGAGUCUUCGGGGCAUCGAAGUUCAGGGGAUGAAGGGGAUCUUUGUCCCUACCCUCUGCCG
Molecule: messenger RNA, 2215 nt
Organism: Purpureocillium takamizusanense
Lineage: Eukaryota; Fungi; Ascomycota; Sordariomycetes; Hypocreales; Ophiocordycipitaceae
Exons: 4
Coding region: 451-1983 (510 amino acids)
Biological process (GO): triglyceride biosynthetic process
Cellular component (GO): endoplasmic reticulum membrane
Molecular function (GO): diacylglycerol O-acyltransferase activity
Source: RefSeq, a predicted model, not a curated record